UAAAGUCCAUUGCUGGUUUGCCAACACACACACUCUCUCUCUCUCAGAAACACAGAAGCGUUUCGGUGCGACUGCGUGUGCUGUAAGCUAUGGAGGAGUACUCAGUAGACGACCCAACUCAGCUACUCGAAGCUGCUUCCGAUUUCGCAAACUUCGCCGGUUUUCAAAACGACGAUUCAGCUAAGGAAUUCCUCAAUCGCUUCCCACUUCCCGUCAUUCUCAAUGCUCUGCAAACGAAAACCGAUGUGCCGGGUCUGGAAAGCACACUGGUUGCUGUUUUGGAAAGGGUGUUCAAGACAAAAUAUGGCGCUUCUCUCAUCCCCCAGUUCAUGCCAUUUGUACAAGUUGGUCUGACGGCAGAGUCUCAGGAAGUCAAAUCUUUAGCUUGUACAACGGUUUCUUGCCUUCUCGAGAAUUUGAAUGAAGGUUCUGUUUCUGCAACACGGCUUAUACUUGACCACGAUAUAUAUCCUCUUUUGCUUGAUUGCCUCAUUCAUGGCAAUGAAAAAGUUGCAACUCUAGCAAUGGAUGCAAUAGAGAAGAUAGCUGGUUCUCCCAAGGGCAUGGAUAUUGUUUUCCCAGCUAAUACUAAAGAAGCUACGCAUCUUGGGGCUCUAGCAGCCCAAUGCUCGUCAGUGGGACGGGUCCGGGUUCUGGCUUUGAUAGUGAAGCUAUUCUCUGUGUCCGCCGAUGUAGCAUCAGUAGUUCAAAAGUCAAAUCUACUUGGACUUUUUGAGGCAGAAAUCAACAACACAACUGAUACCCUUUCAACCUUGAGCAUUUUGGAACUUUUGUAUGAGUUGUCAGAGAUCGAGCAUGGUAGAGAGUUUUUGUCUGCAAGCACCCUUCUGCAACUGCUUAGUUCUAUAAUCAGCAACAAAUCAAUGGAGUCGAUUUUAAGAACAAGGGCAAUGAUGAUUAGUGGAAGAAUUCUGUCCAAGGAGAAUUACAUACUUGCUGAUGAAUUAAGUGUAAAAACCGUAUUAUCGGCCAUAGACGGGAUACUUAGUUCAUCCGAUACUCAAGAAAUAGAUGAAUGUGAAUCUGCUCUUGAAGCACUGGGUCAAAUAGGGUCAUCCAUUCAAGGAGCGCAGUUUCUAUUGUCAAGUUCACCACCAGCUGCAAGACAUGUCAUCUAUGCUGCCUUUGAUAGGCACGGACGUGGUAAACAACUGGCUGCCUUACAUGCCCUUGGAAACAUCUCUGGAGAAACUCGGCCUGUGAACAGCAUGAUACUGACUAGUGAUGCAGAAGAAAGCCUUCGACGCUUGAUUUAUGAAACAGCAUCUAAGAGUUCAAAGUUGACACCAUCUGGUCUUUUCCUAUCAGUUCUCAAACAGGAUUCGGAAAUUCGUUUGGCGGGAUAUCGAAUGCUGUCUGGGUUGGUGGCUCGUCCAUGGUGCCUGAUGGAGAUUUGCUCAAAGCAAGAGAUAAUAAAUAUAGUAACUGAUCCAGUUACUGAAACCACUAAACUAGGUAUGGAAGCCAGAUACAAUUGCUGCAAGGCUAUCCACACCGCUUUUAACAUGUCAAGUAAACUUGCCAGCGACCAAUCUCUUUCUGGGAUUGCGGCAAAGUUGCACGAAGCUGUUAAAAUAGGUCCGUACCUUGCUAGGAAGCACCUUGAGGCUCAACCCGUGGUGGUGACGGAGGACAGAUUCUAGACUAACAUCAACCACCGUGUGCAGCUUAUGAGUAUACUCUUACCGUAUGUUGCCUACAAAAGUUUGUUCAUAUUAACAGUGGAAGUGUGUUUAGAUGUGAAUUCUCCUGAAUUUUAAGCUGUGAAUUUAAAGGAGAAUUACUGCCUGCUGUUUAGAACUUAAAUAUGUAAAGCUAGAGCGGAAUUUGGAAUUCCAUAUAGCAUCAAAGACAAUUCUCUCAAGUUUCUCAGGAUACAGAAUUUUCCUUUAAUUCCAGUUUAAAGGUAGAAAUAUUGGUUUCA
Pyrus x bretschneideri (Chinese white pear) is the source of this 1945-nucleotide messenger RNA. RefSeq lists its product as uncharacterized. Gene Ontology annotation, biological process: proteasome assembly. The transcript has 17 exons. NCBI's taxonomy places the organism in Eukaryota, Viridiplantae, Streptophyta, Magnoliopsida, Rosales, Rosaceae. The record is from RefSeq and is a predicted model, not a curated record. Gene Ontology annotation, cellular component: cytosol. Bases 90 to 1664 code for a protein of 524 amino acids.